CUUUUUCGAUAUAUAUUUACAUAUUUGUUUCAAGAAUGACCAUCAAGGCAGUUAUUUUUGAUAUUGGUGGUGUAUGUGUUGGGUCACCCAUAGAGGGUAUUCAUCGUUAUGAAGAGAAACACAAUUUGCCUAGGGAUUAUAUCAAUGUAGCAAUUGUCAGUCAAGGGGAAGGUGGUGCAUUCCAGCGCUUCGAACGUGGAGAAAUCAAAUUACAUGAUUUUUAUAAGGCGUUUGGUGAACAAUUAUCGGAUCCCAAGAACAAGCAAUAUUAUCAAAAGUAUCUGACCAAGACUGGAAAAGCCAAUCACCAACUUAUUCCAGAUAUCUCUGUGAAUGGACAAGAACUAUUUCAUACCAUGAUGGCUGAAGCAAAACAAAUAGAUCCUUAUAUAUUUCAAGCCAUUCAACAACUCAAAAAGUCAAAACGAUUUAUUCUUGCAGCAUUGACAAACAACUUUGAAGUCCCCAAAUCAGAUCAACAGGAACUCCAAGCUUUAGGUGAUGGCCCUCCAAAAAUUUUACGAAAUUCUUUUGAUCAUUAUGUUGAAUCAACCGUGGUGGGAUUAAGGAAACCUGAUCCACGGUUUUAUCUUUAUGCUUGCAAGUUACUUGGUAUUGAACCUCACGAGGCAGUAUUUUUGGAUGAUAUUGGUGGCAACUUGCGGACGGCAAAAGAACUUGGGAUGCAAACCAUUCAGGUCAAGGUAGGUCGAACCAAGGAAGCAGUCAAGCAACUGGAAAAGAUAGUGCAAAUGGAUUUAUUAUUAGAUCAGAAUAGCGGUGAUAGUGGUCCCCGUUUGUAGUUUUAGUACUUGUCAUAGUUAUUUUUUUUUAUAUAUCUUUCACAUUCCCCCAUCCUAUUAUUUUAGUAUGAUGAUAUAUAUAUGUAUAAAAU
Molecule: messenger RNA, 895 nt
Organism: Halteromyces radiatus
Lineage: Eukaryota; Fungi; Mucoromycota; Mucoromycetes; Mucorales; Cunninghamellaceae
Product: HAD-like domain-containing protein
Exons: 7
Coding region: 36-803 (255 amino acids)
Source: RefSeq, a predicted model, not a curated record